This is a messenger RNA of Amblyraja radiata (thorny skate), 4095 nucleotides long. It is a transcript of the gene zbtb33, whose product is annotated as zinc finger and BTB domain containing 33. Gene Ontology annotation, molecular function: protein binding; DNA-binding transcription factor activity, RNA polymerase II-specific; RNA polymerase II cis-regulatory region sequence-specific DNA binding. The record is from RefSeq and is a predicted model, not a curated record. Gene Ontology annotation, biological process: regulation of transcription by RNA polymerase II. The transcript has 5 exons. NCBI's taxonomy places the organism in Eukaryota, Metazoa, Chordata, Chondrichthyes, Rajiformes, Rajidae. The coding region runs from base 264 to 2357 and encodes 697 amino acids.
ACAGGCUGGUAGGACGGCGGCAGCGCCCCCUACAGGCUGGGAGGGCGGCGCGGCCGACGAGCACGGGGGCCCUUUCUUCUUUUCCUUUCUUCUGCUCGCUUGUUAAAGGCCCGCGAGGAACCAUCAUUUUAAAGAAAACUUGACCUAAGAAAAUAAUUUACAAGGAGAAGAUUGCUCGCAACUGCCAGCAGCAGCAGCAGUCUGGAGGGGCCCCUGGCCGUGCCCAGAGGCUCAGUCAAUUGGAAGAGAGAGUGCUGGUGAUUAUGCGCUCAGAUGCCCCACAAGCAAUGGCCACCGGUGGACUGGAGAUCGUUAAUAAUGAUGACACACAGGACAUGCCGCCUGCCUUCGCCCAAGCUGAGGAGCUGCAGGAGUCAGAGGAGGAAGAGGAGGAUGCACCGUCGCUGCAGUUGUCACUCCCAUCCACCAGCUCAGAUCCUGGCACCUCGCGGACUCUGGAGGACAGUUUAGCGGCGAGAUCUACACGUCGUGAAUCACCAGUUAUGGAGAGCAAAAAACUGAUUAGUGCAACCGACAUCCAUCACUCGGGAACAUUGUUGAAGUCUCUUAAUGAGCAGCGGGCCCAAGGACUGUUCUGUGAUAUUACAAUAAUUGUGGAGGAUCGCAAAUUUCGAGCACAUAAGAAUGUCUUGUCAUCUGCCAGUAGCUACUUCCAUCACCUUUUCAGUCUCGAUGCCACCAGCAAUGUCAACGGACAAGUCCUUGAACUGAACUUCGUGAGAGCAGAGGUAUUUGCCGAGAUCCUGAAUUUUAUCUACACCUCCAAGUUGGUUCAUGUGAAUGCUGAACUUGUAAGUGAGUUGAUUCAUUCUGGGCAGGCCUUGGGGCUAAGAUUCCUCGCUGACAUAGGGGAAUCGCUUUCAAAGUUAAAAGGAUUGGCACCAAAUGUCAACAGUGCUGCCUCUGUGAUAAACUCCAGGGGUGAGGCCACGCAGAAUAUUGAUGCUGAGUUAACAGUGCAACCUGAACGUUUGAUUGUACACGUUGAAGAAGGAGGUCUGGGACCACGAAUAACUGAUGCCUUCUCCCUGUCUAGUGCAGAGUUUAGGGUUGCAAAAGGUAAUGGUAAGGACUCAGCCAGCGGUGAAGACUCAGAUGAUAGUGAUGAUGUUAUUUUCUGCAGUGUAAUUUCACCACCUAAACAACCUUCCAGUGUAGCGAGCAUGGGUUCAAUGAAAACAAGAAUUAUUGUUCCUAAUGUACCAGUGAGUUCUGACAAUUUAGGAGUUCAAACAAUACAAAGUACCCUGGCACCAGAGACAUCCUUGAAUGUUGGGGGUUUUCAAGUCAAUAUCCCCAAUGGAAGCACGGAAAGUGGGCAAAAUACUGCAAGCAACCAGCAAAGCACAAACGGCGUAAAUGUGAAGUUUCUUCAAGAUGGCAAACAACUUGUGACUAUAGAUAAAAUGGCGGGCAUUGACACGUUGUCUAAAGGUUGCAGAGUCUAUGCAAAUAUCGACACAAAUCCUAACACGUAUCACAUUGUGGUGCCGAACAAAGAUGACCUUGCCAACCGUGAACCCAAGCAGAACAAGCAGCCAGGGUUUGCUGACCAGAACUUGCUUCUGAUCGGAGUCAAGGUGUCCGAAGAUGGAGGCCACUCGAGCAUUCCAACGAUGCCUGAAAAUUCUGGUGCUCAUGUGAACGAUUCAAGACCUAUAUACAUCAAUGAAGAGUUCUUUCCCGAUGCAAAGCGAAUGAAAAAGGAACAAGAUCAUUAUGAGUUAAUUGUAGAUGGACGAGUAUUUUAUGUGUGCAUUGUUUGUAAGCGGUCUUAUGCAUGCCUGACUAGCUUGAGAAGGCACUUCAAUGUUCACUCCUGGGAGAAGAAAUAUCCUUGCCAUUACUGUGAGAAAGUGUUUCCACUGGCAGAGUAUCGUACGAAGCACGAAAUUCUCCACACUGGCGAACGGCGGUACCAGUGCUUGACCUGUGGCGAGACCUUCAUCAAUUACCAGGUGAUGUCGUCACACAUCAGGUCGGCCCACAGCAAGAAGAUUGGAAAGAGCACGGCUGAAGACGAGACUGUUCCCGACUCAAAGCUUUACCGCUUGCUGCCGUGCAAAAGCUUACAGAUCAGACAGUAUGGGUUCCUAACUGCAAGCGCAUCAAGCGCAGUGGCUAAGAUUAAUGAAGACGGAAUAUUGUAUCAUGUAGGAAAUGACAGUGAAGGAACUCCGCAGCUUGCCACCCCAGAGACCAUUGGGGGUGGUAAGCCAUCCACCUGGGAUGAUAUUUUCCCUCAGGAAGGAACCCCAGUUUACAGGUACAAUUCCUUAGAUGGCAAUUCCGAAUUAGAAUUUGUUAUACCAGAAUCCUUCAGAGAAAUGGCUUGAAGUCAUUCAAGCUAUGCCGGAACUGAUCGUAACAAACACAUGGACUGUGAUACCUGGUGAACUGCUGACAGCCAACCUUUGGUCAUAGUAUUGUACUAACUGACUAGUUAAGCAUUUGUGUUUCAGGCAAACAAAUUAUUCAGUGGCUGGACCAUUGUGUGGGUAACUCAGUCUUUUUUUUUUGAAGAAAUAGCAUUUCUGUCAAACGUAUUGAUGUCACUGUAGAAUGCAUCAAGAACUGUGAAGCGGAAUGUAGCUGUGGCUUUGAACAAAAAUGCAGAUUCUAUGCUGACAUUUCGUCAGAAGUAGCCCGGAAUCAAUGGACAUUCUUAUGCAAUAUACAUUAUUUUGAAAGAAUUUUCAAUUAGUUUCAUCCUUACUGGUCCAGCAGCCGUUACCCAGAUGUUUAUAUUUACAUAUUUCUGAUCAGGAACUGAAUUUGUGGAAAUGUUAUGUGCUAGCACUUUUAAUUUUACAUUGUACAGCUGAGAUAAUGGGCUACUGUUGUAUCUUUUCUAGUAAAUCAUCUUCCUAAGCAUUAUGGAUUACUAUUUUAGUGUUGUACACAAUUAACUAAUCACUAGGUCCUACUUCCUAAAGUGACUUCCUGGCAUUUUUAAACACAAUGUGUAGAAGAUCAUCAGAGUGUACAGUGCUGCAGCACUUUCAUUAAACAAAGAAGGAGCAAAACUCAUUCCAGCUUUUGUUGCUGGUGAUGAAUAGGUGAAAAGAAAUAACCCAAAUUGGUGUAAGUGCAGGAUGUGGCAGCUCUUCUGCGACCAGCACGAAGGAAAGGCAAGUGGUGAUGAUAAUAGGUCAACAUCCUCAUCAGACAAAUACAGCUUAACUCAGAAAGCCUGUCUUCCAUUCAUUCCAUGAUCAUUGUCUUUGCAACAUCACUCACUCUUUCACAGUUUGACAUGUAUCAUUUGAAUUAAGAAUGUGCCGGAUUAAACUAGAUUAAUAAAUAUGGAAUGAAUAAUGGAAAAGGAUGGGUGAGGAAACAUUGAUGUAACCCCUAAGGUGUUGCGUAGUCCAGCAUGUAACAUAGAUUAUUUUGGACAACAUGAUCCGAUAGCAGAUUUCUUACCGGCCAUUAUUUAGAUUUAUGUUCUGUUGAUUAUGUUUUAUUAAACUAGAUGCUCAUGCAGUACUUUGGGAUGAAAGCUUAUAAAUCUAAUAGUUAAAAAGAUGAACAAUUAUCUGCAAUAUUUGAAAUAUCUAAAAUAUGCAUGAAAGUGCUAUUUUGUUUGCCAGAUUCCAAUUUUACAAGUAUUCUUCUCUGUUUUUAUUCUACUGUGAAGUUGGCAGUGUUUGUACUUAACAGAAUCUAGCUUCUAUUUGCAUAGUGUAAUAAUACCAUUUUCAUGUAUGGCUUUGGGCAUAAUUUAUCAUUUUGUAGCUCUUAUCAUUGUUUUGCUGAUGUUUUAGAUAUGCUUUGAAGAAGAAUUAGGAUUGCAAUGUUUUAUUAACAGUGAUUGAUGGAUGCUGGAUUUUUCUGAUGCAAUUUCACCCAAACUACUUUUAAAAGUUAAAAAGAAAAUCCUAAAUUAGCAAUUUAGAAUAUUUUAAUGGUCAAAAUAUCACUGUAGCAAUGUAUGUCAUUUGCCCAAGUCUCUCAAUACUUACAGUGCCCUCCAUAAUGUUUGGGACAAAGACCCAUCAUUUAUUUAUUUGCCUCUGUACUCCACAAUUUGAAAUUUGUAAUAGAAAAAAAUACGUGGUUAAAGCGCAUAGU